Molecule: messenger RNA, 2292 nt
Organism: Elgaria multicarinata webbii
Lineage: Eukaryota; Metazoa; Chordata; Lepidosauria; Squamata; Anguidae
Gene: USP22
Product: ubiquitin specific peptidase 22
Exons: 14
Coding region: 101-1678 (525 amino acids)
Biological process (GO): protein deubiquitination
Molecular function (GO): cysteine-type deubiquitinase activity; zinc ion binding
Source: RefSeq, a predicted model, not a curated record
CCCCACCGCCAUUUCUUCUUUUUCUUCUUCCUCCCCCUGCUCCGAAGUCUAGAAGAAGCCGUGCCGGCGGGGCGGGCGGAUUGAUGUGGGGGGGUCUGACAUGAGUCCGCCGGCCGCCGGGUGCUGCCAUGUGACCGGCUUCAAGGUGGAGAACUGGAAGCAGAACCUGAGGGUGAUCUACCAGUGCUUCGUGUGGAGCGGGUCGGCCGAGACCAGGAAGCGAAAGGCAAAGUCGUGCAUCUGUCAUAUGUGUGGUGCCCAUCUGAACAGACUUCAUUCUUGCCUGUACUGUGUCUUCUUUGGCUGUUUUACAAAGAAACACAUUCACGAGCACGCAAAGGCAAAGCGACACAACUUAGCCAUAGACCUUUUGUAUGGGGGUAUAUACUGCUUUAUGUGUCAAGAUUACAUAUACGACAAAGAUAUGGAACAAAUUGCCAAAGAAGAACAACGGAAGGCUUGGAAGCUACAAGCCUUCACCCCAACAAUGGUUUCUCACUACCAGUGUACAAUGACAGGUAUUGGAGAGAAGUAUUCAACAUGGGAGCCAACCAAACGAGAGUUAGAGCUGCUUCGACACAACCCCAAGCGGAGAAAAAUAACUACAAACUGCACCAUAGGUCUAAGAGGGCUAAUUAAUCUUGGGAACACAUGUUUUAUGAACUGUAUUGUCCAAGCACUUACCCACACUCCACUACUGCGAGAUUUCUUCCUCUCCGACAGACACAAAUGUGAAAUGCAAAGCCCCAGCUCAUGUCUGGUCUGUGAAAUGUCUACGCUUUUUCAGGAGUUCUACUCUGGGCACCGAUCUCCUCACAUUCCAUAUAGGUUAUUGCACCUGGUAUGGACACAUGCACGGCAUUUAGCAGGGUACGAGCAACAGGAUGCGCACGAGUUCCUCAUUGCUGCAUUAGAUGUGCUACAUCGACACUGCAAAGGUGACGAUAAUGGGAAGAAAGCCAACAACCCCAACCACUGUAACUGCAUCAUAGACCAAAUCUUUACAGGUGGACUACAGUCUGAUGUCACUUGUCAAGUCUGCCAUGGUGUUUCCACAACGAUAGACCCGUUCUGGGACAUCAGUUUGGACUUGCCAGGCUCCUCUACCCCAUUUUGGCCUCUGAGCCCAGGCAGCGACGGCAGUGUGGUGAAUGGGGAGAGCCACGUGUCAGGAACCACCACCCUCACAGACUGCUUGCGAAGGUUUACGAGGCCAGAACAUCUAGGAAGCAGUGCCAAAAUCAAAUGUAGCGGUUGCCAUAGCUACCAGGAAUCUACCAAACAACUCACUAUGAAGAAAUUACCCAUUGUGGCCUGUUUUCAUCUCAAACGGUUUGAACACUCAGCCAAACUGAGGCGAAAAAUCACUACAUAUGUUUCCUUUCCACUGGAGCUGGACAUGACACCUUUUAUGGCCUCCAGUAAAGAGAGCCGAAUGAACGGGCAGUACCAGCAGCCAGCAGAUAGUCUAAACAAUGAUAAUAAGUAUUCCUUGUUUGCGGUAGUUAAUCACCAAGGAACCCUGGAGAGCGGGCACUAUACCAGCUUCAUUCGGCAACACAAGGACCAGUGGUUCAAAUGUGACGACGCCAUCAUCACCAAGGCUAGCAUUAAGGAUGUACUAGACAGCGAAGGAUAUUUGCUGUUCUAUCACAAACAGUUCCUGGAGUAUGAGUAGCCUUAUUCAGCAGCUCAAGAGAGAAAUGAAAGGAAGCAAAAUGAGUGGCAGCCUUCUGAAAAGACACACAAACCUACCUGAAAAUGAAAAGACAUCCAUUCGACACCUGGCACUGAGCUGCGACCGAACCUGCUUGCCGCUGGCUCACGGCCUAGGGGAGUAAGAAAUGAACAAUGUCCACCGUGUACGGAGUCCUGCGAGGACGGAAGAGGGGGAAAUGUAAACGAGGCUACAGUCAGUGACUAUGGGAGAAGAAAUAGAAUAAUGCAAAGAUUGCUCUGGGUGGGGAAAAUGAGGGGAGCAGAAGAGUCGAGGCACUGGCACAUCUCCCUCCGUCCCUCUGAAAUGUGUGUGGGAAGGCCGGGGGGGGUGUACUCUCAUCUCCAUCAAGCAUCUUCUCCAUUGGUGCUUCAACUCCAACUGACCAAUCAUACGACAGUUAUAAUUAAACAAAACAAAACAAAAUAUCCAAGCCCAUUUUUUUUUUUUUUUUACACACAUGGGUCUGAAAGCAGUAAAAUGGAGGAGAAUUGGGACAACGCAACGAAAAUGGACUUUGCAAGUACCUUUUUAUUUGUGAAUUUUAGUUAUUAAAUAAAUACAGUAUGAAAUUA